GUCACUCCUUACAACAGCUGUUUUUAUUUGUCAGGAAAUUUCUUGCUCGCAGGCUUAAUGUUAACUCUAUGCUGUCCAGCGAAACCACGUUAGUGUCCCGUGAAAACUAUCUGAUCUAAUGCUAACUAAAAUUAACUGAACUGGUUCUACCGGCGCCAAACAAAAAUUCCAGAUUCAAGCAUGGGCGGAACCCAUAGUAAUGACCAUUCGAACUUUGCUGAGAGACAAAACUGGUUUUCCGUCCAACUUGAAAUUCAGGGCAAUUUACUACAGCAUAAAAUUUUUUUUGGAUGGAGUGCGUCAGAAAAGUUUUACUGACAUAAAUGAUAUGCAAAGUUUAUACUUCGGACACGAUUUAACUUGGAUCAAUAAUUCUAUUCGGAGAUAAAAGUGUUCAGUUCCAAGGAAACAAUCGCAGACCAAAUAUUUCCAGCUUCCCAAAAUGAGACUCUGGUUGCUGUUGCUGCUUACUGGCCUUUUUUCAAGUUCAUGUCAAUCAUCUAAAGAAAAUACGACAUUACUAUUAGUGCAAACACUUUUUCGGCAUGGCGAUCGGUCUCCAUCGAGGUUAUAUUCCAGUGAUCCAAAUGAAGCAGCUCCCUGGCCUGAAGGUCUCGGGAAGCUCACUCUGAUAGGACGGAAGCAGCAGUAUGCAGUUGGAAAGUUUCUGCGUUCCAUGUACAAAGAUUUCGUCACUUCAAAUCCGAAUGAAGUUCUUGUGAACAGUUCCUCAGCGGAUCGAUGCCUGAGAAGCGCCGAGGCACUCGUCGCUGCUUUCUACGCUCCGGAAGGAAUCUGGAAGUUCGAGGAAGGUCUUAGUUGGCAACCUAUUCCAAUUCACUACCUUCCUACGGAACAGGAUAAAUAUCUGAGUUUCGCUAGUCCCUGCCCCCGAUCUUUGGCUGAUUCGAAGAGAUUGUAUAAUUCCAUGCAAGUACAAGGGAUCUUCCAGAAACAUAAGAAAAUACUGGAUUUUAUAUCUGAUCAAGUGGGCUAUAACGUUUCAAGAGGAAAUAGUGCUUUUCGACUGCAUGACACUUUGCUUAUUGAGACAAUACACAAUAUCUCAAUUCCGGAAUGGGCAGAACAAUACUGGAAUGAGAUUGGAGAAGUUGCAGACGCCAUCUAUCGGAGCUUUUUCAGUUCUUUCACCAUACUGCGAUUACGUACAGGUCCUUUAUUUGAAAAAAUAAUUGAAAAUAUGGAAAGAAAGAUAAAUGGAUCAAAUCCUGGUAUGAAAGUUCAAGUAUUCUCUUCACAUGAUAACAAUUUAGGGGCUGUGUUACUGGCUUUGAAUUUUACAAACAUCCCAAGGCCACCAUACAGCGCUACUUUGAUACUCGAGCUCCACAGGAUGGAGAACAACAUAAAUGCUGUGCGACUUCUCUACCUCAAUUCCACCAGGCCCGAGAGUGACGUGGGGGAGCCUCACUCUCUCGUGUUGGAGGGGUGUUCCGAAUUCUGUCCAUUGGAAUACUUCGAGAAGAAAAUUCAACCCUUCAUUCCAGAAAGCUGGGAACGAGAAUGCCAACUCGAGCAUGACAUACUUUAAGGAAGUUGACUGUCUAUUGUAUCGCUGCUCAAAAUGCACCUGAGUUUCUAUGAUUGAUACAGAAAAUAAAGAAUGUUUGUUUAAUAAAGCGAUAAUUUUCGUAAA
Messenger RNA from Argiope bruennichi, 1657 nucleotides. RefSeq names its product lysosomal acid phosphatase-like. Lineage: Eukaryota; Metazoa; Arthropoda; Arachnida; Araneae; Araneidae. The coding region runs from base 443 to 1552 and encodes 369 amino acids. The transcript is spliced from 10 exons. Gene Ontology annotation, biological process: dephosphorylation. The record is from RefSeq and is a predicted model, not a curated record. Gene Ontology annotation, molecular function: phosphatase activity.